Puntigrus tetrazona (Sumatra barb) is the source of this 1069-nucleotide messenger RNA. RefSeq names its product cytochrome b-245 light chain (gene cyba). Gene Ontology annotation, molecular function: heme binding. Gene Ontology annotation, biological process: superoxide anion generation. The record is from RefSeq and is a predicted model, not a curated record. Gene Ontology annotation, cellular component: NADPH oxidase complex. The transcript has 6 exons. Bases 101 to 661 code for a protein of 186 amino acids. Lineage: Eukaryota; Metazoa; Chordata; Actinopteri; Cypriniformes; Cyprinidae.
GGUUUGUGACACGCUGGCCACUUCCCACUUCUCUUGUUUAGAAUCAGCCUAAGUUCAAACUAAAGUUUACUUAUCAGCGAUAGCACGUACUCAAGUGAACAUGGGCAAAAUCGAGUGGGCGAUGUGGGCAAAUGAGCAAGCCCUGGCUGCUGGACUCAUUUAUGCGACUGGUGGGGUUGUUGGGGUGGCCGGUCAGUUCAGAGGCUGGCAGUUUGCAGCUUUCGGCAUUGCUGCCGGUGUGUUUGUGUGUUUGCUUGAAUAUCCGCGGAGCAAAAGGGGCAAAGGCACCAGCGUUGAGAGGACUGGUCAGUACUGCUUCACAGUUUGUGUAAAAGCUUUUGGACCCCUGACCAGAAACUAUUAUGUCAGAGCAUUUUUGCACGCUGCGCUGUGUGUUCCUGGAGGUUUCAUGUUAGCCACAGUUCUGGGAUGUGUGUGUCUAGGAAUUGCCAGUUUGAUCUAUCUUUCAGCAGCUAUUCAUGGAGAGCAUUGGGAGCCCAUACUGCCACGUACAGAGCCGCCAAAGCGUGUUGGGGAGAGCAUCAAAGAACCUCCUCAAAACCCUCCACCUCGUCCUCCUCCUGAACUCCGCCGGAAGAAAGCAGAUAAACUAGAGACUGCUGUGUAUGACAAUCCCAUGUCUGUGACCGUCAAUGAAUAAGGAUUCUAUUGUGGAAACAGUAACCUAUUAUUUAAGGAGGUUUCAGUGACAAGUAUCUGUUUUGAGUUUAUACCUGUAUAUCUGUUUUGAGUCUAACAAAACUGCAAGACAGAGAGAGAGAGAGAGCCAGCACUAACUUUUAUCAUGUUUAUUUUAUAAUAUCUUUGGUGUAUUACUCUUGACCGAUUUGAAACAUCCCAUUUAUUAUUGUUACUAAUAGAAGAGCAAUUUUUAUGUAAGAGAUUUUAGUUUUUAUCAUAAAUAUAAUCAAAGAAGAAAAAACAAAAUUUACUGGAAUGAUGUUUAAGUGUUAACAGUGAUUGUGUAUAUUUACCUCAAGAGAGUGUGUGUGUAUAUAGUUAUGUCUUAAUAUGUGUUUACAAUAAACUCAGGAUGUGCUUUAUUCAA